AUGGGCUUGCGGCUCUUUGGUGUGGUGUCCGUAACGCUGUUACUUCUACUUGUGCUCGCUAUUGUCCGCCUGGUUGUACUGCUUGUACAGCUUUUGACGUUUCGCUAUACAAUAAUCAUUAGCACGGUGGCUUUUAUAUGCUGGUUUGUGGACUCGCGACGACGACGCUAUGCUAGGGGCUUUUACUCAUGCUCACGCAUACCUCAGACGACAAUGAUGGGAGAAGAGCGAGAGAUUGAAGAUUACAAAGUUUGGCUGGAUAGACAAGAUGAGUUUACAACUUUUGAGUCGCCCUCCAUUGCGCUAGAGGCGCCUGGGGCAGUGUCGAAUCAAUUUAAGAAGAUGAUCAUGGCGCCACCGUCUGAGACCGAAUCUGAGGAUGAUGAAAGUGAGAGUGGUAGAGUUGUCAAUGUCAACGAAAUGCCCGUCAGCGCUCCCUCUUUACGCCCCAGAAGUUUUCUGGACGUGCGAUCGCGCAGCAGCAACACCGAAUGUGAUCUUCAAUUGCGAGAUGCCACGCGGCCGCGCUCGUCUUCGGCUGCAGGUAAUAGUAAAUUUAUGGCAAGAAAAAUAGACGCGAACAGCAUCAAUCACGUAGCAGAAGGGAGGGAGCGCAGGGUACCAAGACGACGGGCAGACACCGGAACGGUAAGCAACGCUAAUCAAAGUGUGCGCUCUCGGCGCGCAACAUUUGUUAACAAGCCGGAUGCGCAUGCUUUGAGAAAUUCUUCAUCUGCGAAGCAUGAAGAUACCCCGAACUCGGACGGAUAUUGGAUCGGGGACUUUCGUGUACAGCGAAUUGUGCCGCGCCGUAGUCAUGCCAUCAAUUCUAAGACGAACAAGGUGCUUGAGAGACUUUAA
Messenger RNA from Plasmopara halstedii, 861 nucleotides. RefSeq lists its product as uncharacterized. The transcript has a single exon. The coding region runs from base 1 to 861 and encodes 286 amino acids. Lineage: Eukaryota; Oomycota; Peronosporomycetes; Peronosporales; Peronosporaceae. The record is from RefSeq and is a predicted model, not a curated record.